Molecule: messenger RNA, 1626 nt
Organism: Lachancea meyersii CBS 8951
Lineage: Eukaryota; Fungi; Ascomycota; Saccharomycetes; Saccharomycetales; Saccharomycetaceae
Source: the annotation of a GenBank genome assembly
AUGUUGAGGAACACAGUCAAGAGACAUCUCAAGAAUUUUUCCAGAGCCAAAACUGGCCCGGGAGCCGUUUUCUGGUCCAAAAACGGUUCAGGCUUGCGCAUCAAGCCAAUGAGCAUGGCUCAAGUAGCCACUUACUCAACGAAAAUCCCACCAAGACUCACUGCUGAGUCGUAUCCAAGCGUGCAGCGUUUGACACAAUUCAAGAAACUUUCCCCAGAGGAUAUGACUUUUUUCCAGUCCAUAUUGUCCGGUAGCGAAAUUUUGCAGGCCACGGCAGACGAAGAUCUGGCGCUGUUCAACGAGGACUGGAUGCGCAAGUAUAAGGGUCAGUCCAAACUAGUUUUAAGACCCAAAAGUGUCGAACAGGUUUCCCAAAUCCUCAAGUACUGCAACGACCAAAAAUUGGCCGUUGUUCCACAAGGUGGUAACACAGGCCUGGUUGGCGGAUCGGUGCCAGUGUUCGAUGAAAUCGUCUUGAGUCUCACCCAGCUUAAUAAAAUCCGCGAUUUCGACCCCGUGAGCGGAAUCUUGAAGUGCGACGCCGGUGUGAUCUUGGAAAAUGCCGACUCGUACCUGGCAGAACAUGGCUACAUAUUCCCCAUGGACUUGGGGGCCAAGGGGUCUUGCCACGUCGGUGGUAUCGUGGCCACUAACGCCGGAGGUUUGAGAUUGCUGCGUUACGGCUCUUUGCAUGGCACUGUUCUGGGCCUUGAGGUCGUUCUACCAAACGGCAAAGUCUUGAACUCCAUGAACGCUCUGCGAAAGGAUAACACCGGUUAUGAUUUGAAACAAAUGUUCAUUGGGUCCGAAGGUACCAUCGGUGUGGUCACCGGUGUGUCGAUUUUGACGCCUCCUCGUCCAAAGGCCGUCAACGUUAGCUUUCUCGGUGUGGGCAGCUACGAAGGUGUUCAAAAGGUGUUUGUGCAGGCCAAACAGGAGCUUUCCGAGAUUUUGUCCGCCUUCGAAUUCAUGGACCUCAAGUCUCAGAAGCUAGCCAAACAGCAUUUAAAGGACGUGGCUCAUCCACUCGAGGAUGAGUACCCAUUUUACGUCUUGAUUGAAACCUCAGGUUCCAACAAAGAGCACGACGAUGCCAAGCUCGAGGCUUUCCUUGAAAAAGCUAUGGAUGAUGGAACUGUUCUUGAUGGCGUAGUGGCGCAAGACGAGACUGAGCUGCGAAACUUGUGGGAGUGGAGAGAGUCGAUUCCCGAAUCGAGCCAAGCUGGCGGGGGUGUCUACAAAUACGAUGUCUCUCUGCCACUCAAAGACCUAUAUUCCCUUGUCGAAGCAGCUAACGAAAGAUUGGCUGAAAAGGGUCUUUUGGGCGAUUCCGAUGCCACUAAACCAGUUAUAAGUGCUGUGGGCUACGGACACGUCGGAGACGGAAAUCUCCAUUUGAACGUCGCUGUGAGAGAGUACUCCAAGGAGGUGGAAAAGGCUCUUGAGCCUUUCGUCUACGAAUUCGUUUCUUCUAAGAACGGAUCCAUCAGUGCCGAGCACGGACUGGGGUUCCAGAAGAAGAACUACAUUGGUUACUCCAAGAACGAGCAGGAAGUUGCUAUGAUCAAGCAGCUCAAGAAUCUCUACGACCCGAAUGCCAUUUUGAAUCCUUACAAAUACGUAUGA